UGCGCCCAGUUGGCGGUUGCCGUAUAGUUGCUGGGAGGAGGCGGGAGGUGGAGCCGCUGGGGCUAAGAUCAUGCCAGACAGCGAGAGGUAUUCUGGGCAGCAGAGGCCGCUAGGCUUGGGAUGAAAGAAGCAGGGCAGAUGCAAAAUCUGGAGAGCGCGGGGGCCGGGCGGUCAGUCAGCACCCAGACUGGCAGCAUGACUGGUCAAAUACCAAGGCUUUCUAAAGUCAACCUUUUCACUCUGCUCAGUCUCUGGAUGGAGCUCUUCCCAGCAGUAAAAGCCCAAAGACAAAAAUCUCAGGAAAAGGAAGAGGGAAAACAUGGACCCUUAGGAGAUAAUGAAGAGAUGGCCAGGAUAUCUACUGACAAAAAACAGGUGAAGAGAACUGGUCUUGUGGUGGUGAAAAACAUGAAAAUUGUUGGUCUCCACUGUUCUAGUGAAGAUUUACAUGCUGGAAAAAUUGCUCUUAUAAAACAUGGGUCAAGGCUGAAAAACUGUGAUCUCUAUUUUUCCAGAAAACCAUGUUCUGCUUGUUUGAAAAUGAUUGUAAAUGCUGGAGUUAACCGAAUUUCAUACUGGCCUGCUGAUCCAGAAAUAAGUUUGCUUACUGAGGCUUCUAGUUCUGAAGAUGCCAAGUUAGAUGCCAAAGCAGUGGAAAGAUUGAAGUCAAACAGUCGGGCCCAUGUGUGUGUCUUACUUCAGCCUUUGGUGUGUUAUAUGGUGCAGUUUGUAGAGGAGACCUCUUACAAAUGUGACUUUAUUCAAAAAAUUGCAAAAACAUUGCCGGAUGCUAACGUUGACUUUUAUUCUGAAUGUAAACAAGAAAGAAUAAAGGAAUAUGAAAUGUUAUUUUUGGUUUCAAAUGAAGAAAUGCAUAAGCAAAUACUGAUGACUAUAGGCUUGGAGAACCUAUGUGAAAAUCCAUACUUUAGCAAUCUAAGGCAAAACAUGAAAGACCUUAUCCUACUCUUGGCCACAGUAGCUUCCAGUGUGCCCAACUUUAAGCACUACGGAUUUUAUUGUGGUAAUACCGAACAGAUUAAUGAAAUUCACAAUCAAAGUUUGCCACAAGAAAUUGCAAGGCACUGCAUGGUUCAGGCCAGGUUAUUGGCAUAUCGAACUGAGGAUCAUAAAACUGGAGUUGGAGCAGUCAUUUGGGCAGAAGGAAAAUCUAGAAGUUGUGAUGGUACAGGUGCAAUGUACUUAAUAGGAUGCGGUUAUAAUGCUUUUCCUGUUGGAUCUGAGUAUGCUGACUUCCCACACAUGGAUGACAAACAGAAAGACAGAGAAAUAAGGAAAUUCAGAUACAUUGUACAUGCGGAGCAGAAUGCCUUGACAUUUAGGUGUCAAGAAAUAAAACCAGAAGAAAGAACUAUGAUUUUUGUCACAAAGUGCCCAUGUGAUGAGUGUGUACCUUUAAUUAAAGGUGCAGGCAUAAAACAGAUCUAUGCCGGGGAUGUAGAUGUUGGAAAAAAGAAGGCAGACAUCUCUUACAUGAGAUUUGGGGAACUUGAGGGUGUUAGCAAAUUUACAUGGCAGCUGAAUCCAUCAGGAACUUGUGUUCGCGAACAAAAUGAGCCUGAAAGCAAAGAGAAUGGUGUGUUGAGACCCUUACCUUCGGGUGAAGAACAGCACCAAAACAAAAAGCUGUGUCUCGGAAACCACUAAGAAGUCCUGUCGAAACUGGAGUGAGGCCUCGAGAAUUUGCAUUGCACAUUUUAAAAUUCAUCCUUGUUAACUCAGAAAAUAAGGGUGGAUUUUGUGAAUAACUGAGAAAAAUUGUAAGAAAGAUAAGUUAUUACUACCAUAUGGAUGACGUUAAUGAGAAUAUAUUUAGUUUAGAUUCGUGUGUUUUCCAGAAUAGGGUGGUGUGUUCUUUUAUUACCUUAAAUGAGGUAGCAAUGAUUUAAUGAGACAAAUUUAAUCACCUGGAGAGGUUAAUUUCUCCCUGUCUUAUCUUUAUAUUAGCCAGUUUUUUGAAAGGGGCUGGUUCACUGGAGGUCACAUCUCAGCAGAAACUUAUACACCUUUUAAAAAAUAUUAAUUCCUUCAGAUUAUGAAAGUGAUAAUUAGGAAACUGCUCCAGGGAAAUAAAUGAUAACCUGGCCAUUUUUCAGUCAGUGUAUGGCUCACCAAUAGCUCACAUUUACAUCUAAAGCUUUUUAAUAAUCAGAAUUUAAUUAGGAUUGAAUCAUAAAAAAUGAAGGUGGCAUACCUGAUCCCCAUUAUAAAAGUAUAUUCCUAACAGCGUUAUUAAUUUGUUAAAAAAUCUUUCGAUAUAUAGAAAUAACAGUGAUUUGUUGGACUAGGGUGUUAAAUCACUGAUUUGGGGUAGGAGUAGAAAGAGAAUAUUAUUCUGAGGCAGUAUUGCUAUUUGAUAUCACUGACUCUUGAAAUCACUAACAACACCAAAUUUGCUUAUGAUGUUAACGGUGAGGAAAUAUUUUAGUCUAGAAUAUUGAAACUACCCUUUGUCAAAUUCCAUUUAUAAAUGCUGCCCAUUUUUCCCUUCAUACGGUUAACAGAGUGUCUCAUGGCUUGGAAGAUCUUUAAAAAUAUUCGUAAACCUUAAGAAUACUGAAAAUCUCAAGUAAACAUUAUGAUCAAUUCCUUUACAUUCCAAAUUGCUGUUUGUGAGACCUCUCAUUUUUAUUUCCUGAGAAACUUUCAGAGAAUUAGUCCAAAGAUGAAGGCAUGUGCUUUGCACUUUCCUGGAGUUAGGGAGGGAGUGCAUAGCCCAUGGCCCGCAGGCCUGGGUGGGAAAUCCUGCGGAGCACCUGCCUUGACGAUGUAGAGAUAAUCAGAUUUGCCUCUGCUGUUAUUCCCAACCCUUCCACAGCACCACAUGGCCUCACAAGGCCUCCUACCAGUUUCUCAGAAUUGUUCACAGGACAAUCCAAAUGUUGGCUGAUGUCCCUGUUUAUACAGCAGUCCACUUAGGUCCACUGGGAGUUCAAAGUCCUCAUACCAGGCAGUCGAGAACUGCCAUAAAUAUUGAGAGGGGAGGAAAGAUAUCCUUAGAGAUAACUAAGGCUAAUUCGAAAACUAGUAAAGUAUUCUAAAAUAUUUAUCAAUAUGAAAAUACUGAGAUUUGCUUACAUCCUCCCAGUUGCUUCCAUAUAUAAUUUAUACAAGCUUAAAUUCAUGUUAGAAUUGUUUUUUUAACUGAUAUGUCAUCCACAUCAAAUAUUUUAUAAAUCAAUCAGCAAAUAUUUCUUAAGACCCCACAGCCUGGUAUAAGGUCAGGUUUAUGGAUUUAUGUGUUGGAUGUUGAGGGGGAUAUCAGAAGGGGGAAACAUAAAAUGAGGAAAACUAGGAUUGGGAAAUGGGAAAAUUGAUAUUUUCAAGCACUAUGAAAAUUUUCAUGAUAAUGCCAUAUUUCCUUCUUUACAACUGAUCAGUUUUCAACAUUUAUUGAGAAAUUCCUGUGUAGUACCAGAAGAAAGCUCUAUGAAGGCAGGAAUACACACACACACACACACACAUAUACAUAUAUAUAUAUACAUGCACAUUCAUAUGUAUAUACAUAUAUACAUAUAAAUUAUAUGUAUAUAAAUUUUAUAUAUAUAUAUAAAUAUAUAAAAUUUUUAAGCUGAUGAAUCCAGUGCCUAUGAUAGUGCCUGGCACAUAAUAGGCAUUCAAUAAGUAUUUGUUGAUUGAUUAAAUGACUGCUGGACACAUUCUAGACCCUGGAGAUGAGAUGUGUAAGAAGAAGCUCACAGUCAGUGGAAGAGAGAAGCAUGUAACCAAGUAAUAGAGACUGACUCUCAGAGUGGGGCCCCUGGACCAGCAACAUUAGCAUCACCUGGUGACUUGUUAGAGAUGCAAAUUCUUAAGGUCCAUUGAGACCUGUUGAAUCAGAAACUGGGCGUGGGGCCCAGCAAUCUGUUUUCACAGCUCUCCAGGUGCUUCUGAUAACCUUGGAGGUUGAGAACCAUCCUGUGAAUACAGCUAUAGGAAGCUUCUAAUAUAUGUAAAUUAAAGCUACUAGAAAUAAUAAGAACAACUCUGUAUUGCAAGGAAACUAGGAUGUGUUUUUAGCUAAGAAAAGGUAUGAGGUAUGGAGAUGUAUUUUAGCUAAGGGAAAAGAAUAAAUUUUGUCCUAAAGUAAAGCUGGUUAUUUCAGAGUAGUCAUUACAGAAUGGAACAGAGAAAAAUAAAGGACAAACUAAGGACAUAGAAGUUUGGGAAAAGAAAAAGAGACAGAGAGGAAGGGAAGGAAGGAAGGAAGGGAAGAAAAGAAAGAAGGGAGGGAGGGAAGGAAGGAAAGAAGGGAGGGAGGAAAGGAAGGAAGGAAGGAAGGAAAAAAUUUUUGAGAAAGAAAGAAAAGAGAGAGAAAGAAGAAAGAAAGAAAAUUUUACCUUUUGUAGUCACGUUGGCUAAAAAUUGAAUUGUUAUAAGGGUUUUUAAAAAUAAUAAACUUGCUUUUUUGUUUUAAUAGCCUGCUAAUGUAAUUUUCUUUCAUUUGCUGAAAGGACAAAGUUUUCUUGGACUAUUAGUCUGCUCUUGAUAAGAUAUUAUGAAUGGUUUUCUUUACCUUUUAAGUAAUCUGCCUGGAAAGCAAAGAUGUUAUGUUUUACUAAAGUAAUUUCCUGUGCUUCAUGUUGUCUUUAUCAGAUCUUUGAUUACUUAACUGAGUCUUAACAUUAAGAGCUGAAUUUUCCUUAAAACGAUGUAAUCUUUUAUAUUUGCCUUUAAAAUCUUUUGUCACUUGGUUAAAUAGAUAAUUAUUAUUUCAAAUUAUCUGUGAUCCUAUUUAGUCAAAUGUCCCAACCUUUUGAUAUUUUUGACAAACUUUUCAAAAUCAAUUUCUAAAUAAACUUUUUGACCAAGAAAGUAAGUUGGAAUUUUCCAGAGGGUCCCUGAAACAUCUCAAAAGAUUUGUUUUCUUUCUUUAUAAAAAAGAGAUCCUAAAUGAAUUGGUUUAUGUGAUAUGCUAAAUUACAUGGGAAGUGUUGUCAAAUAAGAAAUAUCAAGCUUUCUUUAUGUUGUAUUUGUACAGGUAUCCAAGUGUUCCAGAAAUUAUAUGAAAUUCCUAGAAAUCAGAUGUCCAGGAUAAUGUUAUCACUGUAAUCCUAGUUAUUAUCUUAAAAUGUUGUAUGUCCCAGGUAUAAUCCGAUUUUCUUGUCAAUUGCAUUGUAAUGAACUCUAUCAGAUCUUUA
Molecule: messenger RNA, 5162 nt
Organism: Mirounga angustirostris (Northern elephant seal)
Lineage: Eukaryota; Metazoa; Chordata; Mammalia; Carnivora; Phocidae
Gene: CDADC1
Product: cytidine and dCMP deaminase domain containing 1
Exons: 10
Coding region: 121-1668 (515 amino acids)
Cellular component (GO): cytoplasm
Molecular function (GO): zinc ion binding; hydrolase activity
Source: RefSeq, a predicted model, not a curated record